Molecule: messenger RNA, 603 nt
Organism: Vicia villosa (hairy vetch)
Lineage: Eukaryota; Viridiplantae; Streptophyta; Magnoliopsida; Fabales; Fabaceae
Exons: 2
Coding region: 16-387 (123 amino acids)
Source: RefSeq, a predicted model, not a curated record
UCAUACUAGAGAGGUAUGCAAAAGAUUGUCAUAGCUAACUGUUUCCUUAUGUUUCAGUCUGUCUCAAGUUUAAAGAAAGAUGAGAAAAGACGCAGAAGUGAUCUCGAAAAUCUUUUUUGUUAUGAUAAAGCUAUCCCAGAAGAAAUAAUUGAAAAGCCUGUUGGGUUAUCUUUGGCCGAGAAAGCAAUCGGUAACAAUUCUCGAUGCACUGAUUGCCAUGCCAAAGGUGCGAUGCUUUGCGCCACUUGUGCCGGUUCUGGUCUAUAUGUAGACUCCAUAAUGGAAAGCCAGGGCAUAAUCGUUAAAGUUCGCUGCCUAGGUUGCGGGGGAACUGGUAAUAUAAUGUGUACAGAAUGCGGGGGACGAGGUCAUCUAGGACCGAAAUGAUCUAUGUCGACUUUUUGGAAUUCUGUUGUACUACCAAUAUGUAAUGUUUUGGUUGGCAUUGCUUGUAAGUCAUAAUCAUUUUCAAUUUUGUUUAUGUCAAGGAUUUCUACAAUUACAAACCAGACCAGUCUUAAGUUCUUAAUUAUGUAAACUCGCAAUAUUCUUUUGUCACACAGAUCGAUUACCUUAAAUGAACUUACAUGUAAGUUACUUAUA